UUGUUUUUGAUGAAGCCAAGAUAAUGGGAGAAGAAGCCAUAAUAUUAUUAUAAAGAGAACUUUUUGAGGGAAGUGUUUUUUAUAUAUGAGUGAAUUCAAUAGUUGGAACCAGCUGAUAUAUAGAACAGUAGCAAAAGAGUACCAACCUCAUCAACAUCAUCAUCAUCAUGUCCAGAAAUUCUGUCAUAACAUUCUUCUUGUUCCUCAACAUCUCUUUGUUCUCACCUCCCACCAUUUCUGCUUUGAACCAGGAAGGUGUCGCUUUGCUCUCAUGGCUAACAACCUUUAACUCCACUCCAUCUGCCACAUUCUUCUCUUCAUGGAAUCAAGCCGACCAAAGUCCCUGCAAAUGGGAAUACAUUAAAUGCAACAGCAAUGGUUAUAUUUCGGAAAUUAACAUAAGAAGCUACAUCGAUCUUCUCACCACUUUUCCAGUUCAGUUUCUCUCAUUCAGUUACCUAAAGAGUCUCGUCCUCUCACAUGGAAACGUCAGUGGGGAUAUCCCACCCGAAAUAGGAAACUUGUCGUCACUUGUCAAUUUGGAUCUCAGUUUCAAUGCUUUCACAGGCCGAAUACCGCCGGAGAUCGGAAAAUUGUCGCGACUGCAGUUUCUCUACCUGAGUUCUAACUAUCUAGUAGGCGAAAUCCCAACAAAUAUUGGAGACUGCUUGGAACUUAGAGAACUUGAAAUCUUCGAUAACGAUUUGUCUGGAAGACUUCCUGACUCGAUUGGUCAAUUAUGGGCUCUUGAAAUAUUUCGGGCAGGAGGAAAUCCGGGUAUUCAUGGAGAAAUUCCAAUGCAGAUAUCAUGCUGCAGAAACCUUCUCUUCCUUGGUCUUGCGGAUACAGGGAUCUCUGGACAGAUUCCAAGGACUAUAGGAGAGUUGGAGAAUCUCAGGACUCUAUCGCUUUAUACAGCAAAUUUAAGCGGCGAAAUUCCAAUUGAAUUAGGUAACUGCUCAGCUUUAGAAAAUUUAUUUCUUUAUGAAAAUCAAAUUUCUGGGGAAAUACCAAUGCAGCUGUGCUCGUUGAAGAAUCUGAAAAGAAUGUUACUCUGGCAGAACAAUCUUAGUGGGAAGAUUCCGGAAUGUUUAGGCAAUUCUUCUCCGGGCUUAAAGGUGCUUGAUUUGUCUUUGAACACUCUGACUGGGGAAAUUCCUCCUUCUCUGGCCAGUUUAGGUGAAUUGGAGGAGCUUCUCUUGUCUAAUAAUAACAUAUCUGGUCCAAUUCCACAUUUGAUUGGCAACUUGUCAAGCUUAAAGCAACUUGAGUUAGACAACAAUAUGAUUUCCGGGGAAAUCCCAACUGCCAUUGGGGAACUGAAGGAACUCUUGCUUUUCUUUGCUUGGCAAAAUCAACUUCGAGGAAGUAUACCGAGCGAACUGGCCAGCUGUAAGAAACUUCAGGCACUCGAUCUUUCGCACAAUUACCUUAACGGUUCAAUUCCAAGUUCUCUGUUUAGCCUCAAUAACUUGACAAAAUUACUUCUGCUAUCAAAUGAAUUUACGGGUCACAUUCCACACAAUAUUGGAAAUUGCACUAGCUUGAGUAGGCUACGCUUGGGCUGGAACAAUCUAACUGGUCUGAUUCCUCCAGAAAUUGGACUGCUGAAAAGACUCAGAUUUCUAGAGUUGUCAAGCAAUCAAUUUACAGGAGAAAUACCGGUUGAGAUUGGAAGCUGCACUGAACUUGAAAUGGUUGAUCUGCAUAGGAACGAACUCCAAGGCUCGAUUCCACCCUCAUUUGAGUCACUAGUUCAACUUAAUAUUUUGGAUCUCUCAAAUAACAGAAUAUCAGGUCCCCUUCCAGAGAAUUUAGGCAAGCUAACUACCCUGAACAAACUCGAGCUCAGCGGAAAUAGAAUUUCUGGCGUUAUACCCAAAUCGUUUGGGAAAUGCAAGGAUUUGCAGCUGUUAGAUAUAAGCAGUAACAUGAUCACAGGCCCAAUUCCCGACGAGAUUGGUCGCCUUCAAGAACUUGAUAUUCUCAUGAACUUGAGUUGGAACCAUUUAACAGGACCAAUUCCUGAAGGCUUUUCAAAUCUUUCCAAGCUUGCAAACCUGGACCUUUCACACAAUGCAUUAACGGGAAGUCUUAGAAUACUAGGUAGUCUAGUCAAUCUUGUUUCUCUCAAUUUAUCCUUUAAUCAUUUCUCAGGUUACCUUCCUGAAACCAAAUUCUUUCAAGAUCUCCCUUCCACUGCUUUCAUUGGAAACGAAAAACUCUGUAUUAACAGAACCCAAUGCCAUGGGAAAACCCACUCCAAGAAAUUCAUCAGAAAACUAGCAAUUUUCGUUAUUCUCGGCACAAGUGCAGCCAUUGUAACAGUUACUCUAGGAAUACUUUUAUUCUUAAGAGCUUGCAGGAGAAGCGAUGAGGAAAGAUACAUCAAUUUACAGUGGGAAAUCAUCCCAUUCCAAAAGCUGAACUUCUCAGUGGAUGACAUUGUAACAAGACUUUCAGAGUCGAACAUUAUUGGAAAAGGUUAUUCAGGUGUGGUUUAUCGCGUUGAGACUCCAAUGGGACAGAUCAUUGCGGUAAAGAAGUUAUGGCCAGUAAAGGAAGGUGAGGUUUUAGAAAGAGAUAUGUUCAGCGCAGAAGUAAUGACACUUGGAUCCAUAAGGCACAAAAACAUACUCCGGCUGUUGGGAUGCUGCAACAAUCAGAAGACUAGAUUAUUACUCUUUGAUUACAUCAGUAAUGGGAGUUUAGCAGAAAUACUGCACGAAAAGAAGAUAUUCAUAGAUUGGGAUGCUAGGUAUAAAAUCAUACUCGGAGCUGCUCAAGGGCUGGAAUAUCUUCACCACGGUUGCAUUCCACCAAUAGUUCAUCGAGAUAUCAAGGCCAACAAUAUUUUAGUAGGGCCGUGCUUUGAAGCUUUCUUAGCUGACUUCGGACUUGCAAAGAUUAUGGAAUCAAGAGAUUGCUCAAAAGCUUCAAAUGUAGUAGCAGGUUCUUAUGGAUACAUAGCUCCUGAAUAUGGGUACAGCAUGAGGAUUACAGAGAAGAGUGAUGUGUACAGUUAUGGUAUUGUGUUGCUUGAGAUCCUAACUGGAAUGGAACCUAUUGAUCAUCGAAUUCCAGCUGAGAACGCGCACAUAGUUACUUGGGUUAAUCACGAGCUACAAGCUAGACACAGAGAUGUCACGACCAUUCUUGAUCGCCAAUUAAUUCAGCAAUCAAGCACGCAGAUUUCUGAGAUGGUUCAAGUCCUUGGGGUAGCUCUGCUCUGUGUCAACCCCAUCCCAGAAGAGAGGCCAACGAUGAAAGACAUCACAAUCAUAAUCAAUGAGAUCAGGAAUGAGAAAGAGGUUGUAGAAAAAUUAAAAAUGCCUGCUCCUUGUUCAAGUUUCUCUAGAUCAUCUGAGCCCCUAAUAAAAACACACAAAUCUUCCCUAAAUACUUCUUCACCUCAUAGUAUUUGAUUCAUUUUUCUUUGUAAUGAACUGUCAAUUGUAAAGUUCAUUGAUUGAUUUCAUUGGUUUCCA
This is a messenger RNA of Impatiens glandulifera, 3488 nucleotides long. Its product is annotated as LRR receptor-like serine/threonine-protein kinase RGI2. NCBI's taxonomy places the organism in Eukaryota, Viridiplantae, Streptophyta, Magnoliopsida, Ericales, Balsaminaceae. Gene Ontology annotation, cellular component: plasma membrane. The transcript is spliced from 2 exons. Gene Ontology annotation, molecular function: ATP binding; protein binding; protein kinase activity. The record is from RefSeq and is a predicted model, not a curated record. Gene Ontology annotation, biological process: protein phosphorylation; hormone-mediated signaling pathway. Bases 168 to 3425 code for a protein of 1085 amino acids.